Molecule: messenger RNA, 1087 nt
Organism: Aedes aegypti (yellow fever mosquito)
Lineage: Eukaryota; Metazoa; Arthropoda; Insecta; Diptera; Culicidae
Product: 27 kDa hemolymph protein
Exons: 6
Coding region: 186-965 (259 amino acids)
Source: RefSeq, a predicted model, not a curated record
AUGGGCUGCCGUUGCAAUUUCUCCUCCACAGGCAGUACAAAAUCCACGAUCGGAACCGCGCGAGUUAACAACGGCGAGCAGUGUGGAAAGAAAAUCCAAUCCAAACGGUUCGGACUAAGUCCUAGUGGAAGUGCCGCCGACGAGAAGAAAUUUAACGGUUUACUUGACAAGAACUUUCACUCACUAUGGCCAUCAAAAGCAUAGCUGUGUUGCUCCUGGCAUCACUGACAAUCGCUGCGGCCGACGAUACCAACAAGAUUGACGUCGACAGCCUUCGGCAGCAUCUGCCCGCAAAUCUACAAAACUUGUCGGUGCCAACCCUGGAUGAAAUCGAAAAUGCCGUCAAGGACAAGUGCAUUAAGGCUGGCGGAACAGAUGAAUCCUAUGAACAAGCCAAACAGGGCGCUCAGGACCUGUUCAACUGCGUCCAAGGUCUGGUCGAUAUCGAUCAGUUCAAGAAAGAGGUAGAAGAAGCCAAACCCACCGGUGACUUGGACACGGUUUUCAACAAGUACUGCCGUAAGCGGAAUACCCUGCUGGAGUGUAUGAACACCUUUUCGAAUGCCAUCGAUCCGUGUCUGGAGGAGGACGAGAAGCGCCACAAGGGACACGGAAUGGACGUGUUCAAAAAUUUGUUGAACUUUGUGUGCCAUAAGGACGGUGAUCAGAUCGCCCUGUUCAUUGCCGAGAAGGGACCCGAAUGUUUCCUGGAGCAGAAAGAUGAUCUGAUCAAGUGCAUAAACAACACAUUCUCCGGAUACCUGAAGGACGUGGAUACCUCCAGCCACGUUUUCCCCAAACUGGUCAUCGGACCAAAGCAAUGCGAAGAUUUCACCCGCCUGCAAGACUGCUUAGUGCAAGAGUUGGAACAAUGUGAAGAGUCCACUCCCGCCAAUUUGGUGGAAUCGCUGUUCCGAUUUGUCCGAAAGGGUUCGCCAUGCGAUCCAAAGAACAAACAAGGAUAGACUGAUUAAACUAUCGACGAUUGCCAACCACUGCAAGAAGGAAAACUACUUGAAAGGUUUGUUCCGGUAACUGAAAUUUUCAAAUCUGGUAAUCACUGUACAAUAAAUGUCAACUUUCACAA